This is a messenger RNA of Rhipicephalus sanguineus (brown dog tick), 1588 nucleotides long. RefSeq names its product alpha-tocopherol transfer protein. The transcript has 6 exons. Gene Ontology annotation, molecular function: phosphatidylinositol bisphosphate binding. Lineage: Eukaryota; Metazoa; Arthropoda; Arachnida; Ixodida; Ixodidae. Bases 443 to 1363 code for a protein of 306 amino acids. Gene Ontology annotation, cellular component: membrane. The record is from RefSeq and is a predicted model, not a curated record.
CGCUCAGUGUAGCAGAAACAUUCUCGCCGUUAACAAAGCGGGUUCGUAAGUAGUUUGGGUGCAUUUGGAGAAGUGAAACGGGCAGCAUGAGUAACGUUCAAGGGUUGGGAGAGUCACAUGGCCACCCUCUAGCAAUCUUGAACCAUCUCCCAAAGAGAGAGAGGCUACUCGAAAUAGCAGCUCGAGAGCAUGCUUUCUUUGUGUGUUUGCAUUUCUCGCUCACUUUCCAUAUCGCGCCCCGCUCUCGUAAACAGCGGUAUCUGCUGUAGUCUGCAGUAUGUACGUAAAUUACUUUAGCGGCAACCGUGACAUUGAACUCGUCCGCGCAGUUCAUUUGCACUCCGUUUCAGUCGAUGUUGUUGCUGCGCUAGAGUGCGGUGCGAAUUAGGCGUCUUCUCCGAGAGCGCAGUGUCUUUAGCAGCUGCACUUUACGCAAGCCACGAUGACGAAGGUGACCGGGGAUUGCGACCACAAGAUGCCUGCCCGAAUACCAGUGGUUAAGGAGGAUGCCGGACCCACUACUGAAGCAAAAGCAGAGCUGAACCUCGAAGAAAUUGCAAGGCUGGAGCUCGGUGAAACAGCUGAAAUCAAAGCAGAGUCCUUGAUGCGGCUACGCCAGCUGUUAGAAGGUGAAAUCACCCUGAAGAUUCCUUCAAGCGAUGACUUCCUUGUCAGUUUUCUGCGGGCUCGAAAAUAUAGAGUAGAAGAUGCCUUCAAGAUGAUAAAGAAGUAUUUCCGCAUGCGGCGAGAUAUGCCGGAGUUUUUCCACGGUCUUGUCCCUCAGAACGUUCCCUUCAGAAAAGUUUGCCACGACCACAAACUUCUGUUGAUAUCGCCUGAACCUGGCGAAAACGGCCGGAACGUGGGAGUCUUCAAUAUAGGUGCUUGGAGUCCUCACGUGUGCAGCCUCGUAGACUAUACAAGAGCGGUGCUUCUGCUGACUGCCAGCUGGCUGCUUGAAGAUUAUCCAACAAUAUGCGGAGCCGUGAUGAUCAUGGACAUGAAGGGACUGAACAUUCAUCAUUUGACGCACAUCACUCCUUCGUUCUUGGUGAAAGUUGCCCACCUUAUACAGGAUUGCUGGCCUGUACGCAUGAAAGAGGUCUACAUAAUAAACCACCCGAAAGUCUUUGAAGUCAUCUUCGCCGCAAUCAAGCCAUUCCUACGCAGUAAGCUGCUAAGCAGAGUACACUUCAUUGGCCACGAAGCUCCAGAGUUUUGGGACCACAUUCCCCGCGACCUCGUGCCAUCGGAAUAUGGCGGCCUCCGUGAAUAUUUCGACUACGAUCGUCAAGAGGAGUUCGUGCGCAGCAAGAGGACCUUCCUCAAAAGCCUUUGCGCCUGUGGAUACAAAGAGAAAUAAUGAGACCUGAUAAGGAAUCGAUCAUUAGUGGCCUGACGUUUCUAUCAGUCAAUAAAGGUUGCAGACGCUAGCUGAUUAUCCCGUUUUAUUGCUUGCGCCCGCUAGAGGUCCAAGGAAAAUAAACUAUUUGUGAACGUGGUCAAGGGUUCGAUGAAAGCUCGUCUAGCCAAGUGACAUGUUGCAAAUGAAAACUGCGGUUAGUGAUCAAGUAAAGAGAGAAGGUUA